UUCCAACCUCAACAUGACAGCGGCGGCUCUUGCUCCAGACGCGUUCACUGCGUGCGGAGAGAGACCCGUCGGCCCGUGCAGCGCCGCAGCACCCAUUGCAACAUCCCCCAGCGGACUGAGGAGCUACUCCUGAGGUCUGUGGUCAGCCAGUCUAGUGAAAGCUUACAAGCAACCCAAAAAGAAGAUGGAUGGUAUUGGGUGGAGUUGGGUGGUAUCCCUCGUGCUGCUUUGUAUUCAUAAAGAGACCUAUGCGAAGAUAUGCCAAGAGGUCAACGAAACCCAACAGCAGCAUCAAACCAACGUCUACAAUGACAUCGGCGUGACCAGGAACAAGAUAGUAACCGCUCAGUUUGAGUGCUAUCAGAAGUUAAUGAAGGACAAUAAUCACAACAGGCAAGAGCCCAUGUGUAAUCGUACCUGGGACGGAUGGCUUUGUUGGGACGACAUCAAGGCAGGCGUCAACUCAGAGCAGCACUGCCCAGACUACUUUCAAGAUUUUGACCCCUCAGAGAUGGCGACAAAGACCUGCACUGAGAGUGGACAUUGGUUCCUGCAUCCUGACAGCAACCGAACAUGGACCAAUUAUACACGCUGCGUUGAACGCACCAAUGAGGGCAGAAUGACUGCAAUGAACCUCUUCUACUUGGCGCUCAUAGGGCAUGGGCUGUCGCUGACCUCCCUGUUAAUCUCUCUGGGAAUAUUCUUCCAUUUCAAGAGUUUAAGUUGCCAAAGGAUCACCCUCCACAAAAAUCUCUUCUUCUCCUUUGUACUCAAUUCUGUGAUCACGAUCAUCUCGUUGACAGCCGUUGCUAGCAACCAGGAGCUGGUGCAGAGGAAUCCAACAAGCUGCAAGGUGUCCCAAUUCAUCCAUCUGUACCUUUUUGGCUGCAACUACUUUUGGAUGCUGUGCGAGGGAAUAUAUCUGCACACACUCAUCGUGGUGGCGGUGUUUGCCGAGAAACAGCACCUCAUGUGGUACUAUCUUCUCGGUUGGGGUUUCCCUCUCAUUCCAGCUUCUAUACACGCCAUUGCUCGAAGUUAUUAUUACAAUGACAACUGCUGGAUCAGCGCCAAUACAUCUCUACUGUACAUCAUCCACGGCCCCAUCUGUGCAGCACUUUUGGUGAACCUGUUCUUUCUACUGAACAUCGUGCGAGUGCUCAUAACAAAACUAAAGGUAACCCACCAGGCAGAGUCCAGUCUCUACAUGAAGGCUGUGAGGGCCACCCUUAUCCUUGUGCCCCUACUUGGAAUCCAGUUUGUCCUCCUUCCCUACAAGCCUGAAGAAAGGGUCUCCUCCGAAAUAUAUGACUACAUCAUGCACAUCCUAAUGCAUUACCAGGGGCUGUUGGUGGCCACCAUCUUCUGCUUUUUUAAUGGAGAAGUUCAAGGUGUUUUGAGAAGACACUGGAACCAGUACCGCAUCCAGUUUGGCAGCAGUUUGGGGACACACUCGGACGCCCUGCGCUCCGCCUCGUACACGGCCUCGUCUAUCACUGAAGUGCAGGGCUGCUACAGUAUCGACGGUCACAGUGAACACAUGAAUGGCAAGGGUUGCCACGACACUGACGCCUCCGUCUUAAAAUCAGAAAACCCUUUUGUCUGAGAAUCGGGGUCCCCCGUGACCCUGACCCCCCCCCCCCGCCCACAUAUACACGCGC
Lampris incognitus (smalleye Pacific opah) is the source of this 1661-nucleotide messenger RNA. RefSeq names its product calcitonin receptor-like a (gene calcrla). Gene Ontology annotation, biological process: angiogenesis; adenylate cyclase-activating G protein-coupled receptor signaling pathway; cell surface receptor signaling pathway. Gene Ontology annotation, cellular component: plasma membrane. The coding region runs from base 185 to 1606 and encodes 473 amino acids. NCBI's taxonomy places the organism in Eukaryota, Metazoa, Chordata, Actinopteri, Lampriformes, Lampridae. The transcript is spliced from 13 exons. Gene Ontology annotation, molecular function: calcitonin receptor activity; calcitonin gene-related peptide receptor activity; adrenomedullin receptor activity. The record is from RefSeq and is a predicted model, not a curated record.